GACGUUGUGUAAUGAGUACCGUACCUAGAAACAAGUUAAGGUGUUGCCCGCAUUUCAAAACUGCUCUUCUCGUGCGCGUACUCUUGCUCUGUCCAACUCCAUUAUACGUACUAGAAAACUGAGGUCUUUUAGUAACAUUUGCAGCUGCACCCAGAGGGGGAGAGCGUGUAGGCCUUCCUUCUCGAGGAGGCGAGGAGCAGGAAGAAGCCUCGCCGAUUGGGAGGAUCAACUCGUCCACAAGGCGGGAACAUGGGUGAUCAUCACAACAUGGGGAAUGUGGAGCAACACUUGGGAAAUACAGCGCCAACAACCUUGUUGCAUUACCAGUUGAGUGAUAUGUGGAGGAGUCCUAGGGGAACAGUGCUUCGUAUCGAGGGAUUAGCACUGGUGGCAAUCGCUUGCUCCUUCUUCCUUGCUGCCUUUGGGUCUUGUCGCCGUUGGUCCAAUCGUUGGAUUAUCCAAAAGGGUUUCUUGGUUGCACAAGUACUAUCUUUGUCCCUUGGGACUUACAGCAUUGGCCUAAUGCAGUCUUCGUCGGUGAAGAGCGAGAUGUAUCCUAUAUGGGCUGUGUCCUUAUUCACACUAUUGGGCUGCGUGGACCCAGUCACCACCUACAUCGGCCUUGAAUACAAGGGUCCACUCUUCAAGAUGACAUUUCAGCUUUGCCUCUAUUGUGGAUAUGUCCUGCUGAUGAGUGUCUCAACCAUCUCCCGUGGUGUUGGUAAAUUAGCCAUUGAUGUGUUGUCUGCUAUCACCUUCAUCAAGGGCAUUCAUAUGUCAUUGGCGCUUGUCCAGCCAAGCAGAACGAGGGACCAAUUAGCAGAGUUUGUUUAUAGUAGAGAACCCGGGGCUUUAGCUGCACGUAAUAAGGGUUUGGGGCUUGAAGUCCAUUUACCGUUUCCCCGUGUAGAGAUAAAAGAGGGCCAUAUUAAAAAGUCACGUAUUAAAACUAGCAUGGAUGACGUGCGUUUCAGCUGCAAGCAAAUGGUGUUUACGCUACAGUUGGAAGAUGGCACUGCCAAUAACAUUGAAGAUGUGUGCCUUGGCUACUCUCUGUCUCAUUUGUUACAACGGCAUUUCCUUGGGUUGGACACCUCUAGGGAAAUGGAGUCCAAAAUUGAGGAAUUUGAAAGGAUUACAUUGGGGGCUAUUGACUAUAAGAGGACCUUGAAGGCGAUUGAGGUUGAGUUGGCUUUUCUGUAUGAGAUCUUUUACACCAGCAAUGGGUUUCUUCACUACGACGAAGCAAAAACGUCAAGCUUCUGGGCAUUCGCUUCAUUCAUUGGGAUAUGUUUUGUUGGGGUAGCGACUGCCAUUCCUGGGGCAAUGUCCAGCCACCACAGUAUUACAGGCUCUAAUAAUAGUCCUGGUGCUAGCACUAUCGUUGUUAACACCACAACAGCUGACCUGAUCAUUACUCUUGUCAUAUUGGUGUCUCUGGCUCUGCUGCAAUUGGUGCGGCUGAUACGGUGCUGGACGUCAAAUUGGGCACGAGUCGCCUUUGCCUGUGAAUAUGCCAGGAGAUACUACAAUCAACUGUUGAGGCAAGCAGCAGCAGCCGCGGAUCCAGAAGUCUUUGAGCAAAUAAACUCCAACUAUAAAGAGAAGCAAAUCAGCUGGUGGAUGGGAUUGAAAAAGUUUGCCGCACAAAGAAGUGAGCAAAUCAGGUCCAACUCUAUAGAUAAGCAACUCAAUUGGUGGGUGAGAUUGAAAGCGUUUGUGGUUACCAGGAUGAAUUGGUUUGACAAGUACCUCUGGCAAGAUAAGCUCGGGCAGUAUUCGCUAGUUGAUGAGGCGGCAAGGAGGAUGAGGGAAACAUGGUACCUUUCUGCUGGAAAUGUCAUCCUCACAACUUGUCUGGGAGGUGAAGUAGGCACUAAACGAUGGCGCUGCGCUAUCUUAGUAAUUGAAGCUCUUGCAGUGCCAGUAUACUGGACAUGCCAUCGCUUUUCUAGGAUGCUUGGAUUGCAGUACAUUGGACGGGUGCUCCGGGAAUUGUUGGCCCAUGAUACCAACACAGCCGUCAUGCUGCACAGUGAUGUGAAGGCAUCCAUCGCCGAUUUCCUGGGCAAGAUCAAGAGCAGAAGAAUAGGGGUGGAGUGGUCAUCCUUGUUUGUGGACAAUGGACUAGCAGACAUGUUAUCCUACCUUCCCUAUACCACUGUCCCUCUCAAGUGGGACGUUAAGUUGAAGGAUACCAAGUCGGACGCCUACGCAUUCUCGCACCGUGUCAUGAUUUGGCACGUCGCGACUCGCUACUGCGAGAUAGCAGAAGCACGGGAAGGAAGCGCAGGAGGACGGUGAGAGCAGAGAGAGGAAUCGGCGCGUGGCCAUGGCCUUGUCCAGGUAUUGCGCCUACCUUGUGGUGUCUGCGCCAGAGUUGCUCCCUGGGCCAUCCAUGGAAACAAAGCGUGCACACAAGGCAGCUGCCCACUCCGCGCACAGAUCUGUCAAGUGGGGAAGAAGAUCCACGACGCUACUGGAGGAAGUGGAGGCGAU
Molecule: messenger RNA, 2499 nt
Organism: Triticum aestivum (bread wheat)
Lineage: Eukaryota; Viridiplantae; Streptophyta; Magnoliopsida; Poales; Poaceae
Exons: 2
Coding region: 250-2304 (684 amino acids)
Source: RefSeq, a predicted model, not a curated record